Messenger RNA from Fulvia fulva, 1842 nucleotides. RefSeq lists its product as uncharacterized. Bases 1 to 1842 code for a protein of 613 amino acids. The record is from RefSeq and is a predicted model, not a curated record. The transcript is spliced from 3 exons. NCBI's taxonomy places the organism in Eukaryota, Fungi, Ascomycota, Dothideomycetes, Mycosphaerellales, Mycosphaerellaceae.
AUGAUUUCCAACAUCUUCUUAUCCGCGUUCAUCGUUCCCGCCUAUACCAACAACCUCUCGUUCUCCUCUCUUGCAGAUCUCUGGGGUGGAGAGCUCGCCCCUUACCAGAACCGCACAUACGUGCCCGAUCAACGACCUGGCAAGUUUGAUGGCGGCCAAUGUUGCCUAGUGGCCCUCAAUCAUUCGCUGCAGAUCAACGACGAUACGCUCGAGUAUGCACCCGGGCAGACGGCACUCCGUGGUGAUCUCGGCAUCAUCGUGGACUCGCCCAAUCCUUGCACUGCUGGAUACAAUGGCUCCUCGGGCGGUGAUCCGCAGGUAUGGAUCACAUACGACUGGUGCGUGGAGAAUUGUGGCUCGUCGUGGGUCAUGCCCAGACUCAGCAGCGCAGGCGUCCAGGACUGGCUUCAGCCUAUGGUCGGAUACAUGUUGUCCUCGGUGAUAUUCUGCCUGAAUAUUGCUCGACGAAGACGAAUACGGGUCCCUGAGAGGCUAUUUCCCAAACGACUGAGCUCCAUUGGCGGGAUUUGCUCGUCCAUAUAUCAAAUACCCUUGGCAUCAGCAGUGGUGACCAUCGACACAAUCACCUGGCUGGCGAUCAUCUUUCCUAUGGCAGGCCCAAUGAUCUUGGCGGGGAUAGUGGAAGGCCUGCUCGAUAUUCGCAUACUGGGCGUGUUGCACGACGGGUCGGACCGUCUAACGACGAGGCAGAGAGCACACAUGCUGUACUGCGCACUUCUUGGUGACCUUGACAUCAGUCCAGCGUGGGAAAGGUCCGUCGAACGGGUAGCGCAUCUCCCACAUCUGUUCAGGAACAGGUCGAGCAGUGCGACUGUCUUGGCAAUCCAAGCUCAUCGCAAAUCGACACGGCAUACCAGCAUGAGUCCGACAGCUGGGCGCAAGCCAUCCAGUCGGGCGAACACUGUCGUUUCGUCAUGGUCGGAAGCUUCGCAAGUUACCCAGCGGGGGAUUGACGACACCAAGAAUCAAUUGCGUUGCAUGUUGCAGUCUCAGAACAGCUUCGGCUCCACGGUAGGUGCAGCCGUUCUGUUCUAUACCGGAUCGUUUGUGUAUGCCUUGAACGACUUGAGAAAGACAUCUGGAUAUGGUGGUACCGCUCACGGGCUGGCUUUCGGAGUCUUCUGGAUGACGAUCCCUCACGUUUCCAUUGUCAGUAGCUUCCUACUCGCAGGUGAUAACACAAAGGUGUGGGAGGCCGCGACCUACGGUCAUCGACGUCGAAGCAGGAUGAGUCAAGUACAGUAUCCAUCGGCUCCUCGGAGGACUUCUAGUGCACCCAAUCUCCAGAGGCAUGCUGGACUCUUGCAGGAUGAAGGACCAUUUGACAACCUACAGUACAAGAUCUACGAGGCUGUUUCCGACUCUUCCCACAGACAGGCAUGGCUGUGGGACCGUGGCGGGAGCAAAGCAGUGUGGUUGAAGCAGAUGGCACAAGAGUACCCUGAGCUGGAAAGCGCCUGCAACCGGAUCCUCCGACUGGGUUGGACUGGUUGGGCGUUGCAGGUGCUGAGCGCCACCAUGAUUUUAAUACUCUUCCCCUGCCUCGCCGGCAUGAUGUUAAGUUACAGCAUGCCGGCGACUGGGUUGAGCUGCCGCUCCAUGACAACGCUAGUGUAUGGUAGUUCUCAGACUCUGUUGAUUGGUCUCUGGCUGUUUGACUGGGCCGUCUGGAAGACACGCGCCGGCGUGUAUCGAACCCUGUUCUCGAUACCAUCUCUCGAGGCCAAGAACAUGGUCAGAUGGAUGUGGUACGCGCUUCUGUGGCUUGGGGCUGUUACGGCCUUCUUCACCAGCAUAAUGGGCACAGGUAUGUGCUCUUGA